AAAAAAUCCACUCAAGUUUUUAGGAGCAACAUUAAACAUGAUGGCGAAUCGUAUUUGCAAAAGGCAUCAACGGCCCCUUUAAAAUGUUGAUUGAUGAUUGAUGACGAACGUUGAUUGACAGAUGCGAUUGAACUUCGCUUUAGAACUUAUACAUAUUGAAAAAACAAACUCCAUAUUCACCACAUAUUUCCUUCUAUUGAUAAGGUAAUCCCUCUGCCAAGGUUGACCGCGAAACAUGUGAGUUAUUACUACACAAGCAAAUCCCACCGUGGUUAUGGAUCAAACGGGCUACUCGUAUAUAGUCCAUGUUUUCAGCAGCACAGAGCCAUUGUGCGAUGGAGCCUUCUAUUUAAACACUCAGUGACUAUACAGGUAUAGCACACAAGCAAAUCCCACCGUGGUUAUGGAACAAACAGACUACUCGUAUAUAGUCCAUGUUUUCAGCAGCACAGAGCCAUUGUGCGCUGGAGCCUUCUAGGUAUAGCAGGUAUAGCACUAACCUGUAUUCAAAUUCGAUUUCCUGGGCGAUAGUGUCCUGCCAAAGCCGCUACGUAUACUAUGGAUUCCUUCCAUUUCUCUGGGAACGUAUCCCGCCUAUUGGUAGACGGAUUGACAAUCACCAACACGAAAGAUCUGAUCAUAUUCUUGACCGGUCUCAUCAUCGCAGCAUUCUUCGUGGAAAGUCUUCAGCGUAUCAGUCGAGAAUGUUUCCGCAAAGUUCCUCGGCCAUCACAGCGAGACACACAGCUGAAAAGGCGUCGCUCAGACAGGAUCUUGCUGAAGGAGGCUGUGGAUGAGACCACGACCCCACAAGAGGAGAAAUCCUCUUGGCUUGAAAUGGGAGAGAGAAACGGACAUAUCCAAGCAGACAAGGAGGUUGAUCGGGAGACUAGUUGCUGUCAAGGGGAGUGUGAUGGUGUGUUGGAGAUUACAGAAGAGGACAAGGAGACAACAGCGCUGGUUGGUGACAAGGUAACAUGCUGCGAAGAUACAUGUUGCGAAGAUACACCUGAACUGACUGAGGAACAGAAAAUGGUGCGAGUAGAAAAGAUGUGGAAGAGCCUGUCACUGGAAGUGCUGAACGAUCGAUUGGAGAUAUAUCAAACGACUUGCGAGGAACGAAAUGAUGUGCGCAGGAACAUUACACGUUCUGACAGAGUGGCCUUCCAUAUUCUGCAGACAGUUCUCAACAUGAGCAAAAUAACAACCGGCUACCUAUUUAUGCUCAUUGUCAUGACGUACAACGCCUGGUUCCUUGUCUGUAUCGUUGGGGGCGCUGGUCUAGGCUACCUGCUCUUCUCGUCGGAUCUCGAGACAUUGUAUGCGGAUUACGCGGAGUGCUACGUCAUGCGUAAGGUUAAGGCGGCAGAAGAUGACGCCAAGCGAAAGAAGUGUUCAUCCGCCCCUUGCCGUUCUCCAUCAAAGAAAAAACACCAUGGACUAAAAACCCCGACUCAAAUUUAGAAAAUGAACAAGACUCGAUCACUUUAUCUCAAUCUUCCGACUUUCCUCCUUUUUUUUACGAAAUACAUGUGAUCGGUAUGAACAAUGGCUAGCGGAAAGUAUGUUUCUAAAGCACGGACAAAUCUUGGUAGGGACACCACAGAGCAGUUUAAUUUAUUCUUCGUUCAAGACGACAUUUUACAUAUAUUUCUUUUUGAAUGCGCGCGUUCCCCAUAGCAAAUGACCUGUCUUGUUGGAGCUCGCUUUACGGAAAUCUAAACCCCGUCUUGAAUCAAGAAUGGUUUGAAUAUCAUUCGCUUGAUUAUCUGGCAUUAAUAAGCCUCUGUACUGAUGACGUGACACUUUGUUUACACGUGCACUUUCCUAUGGAGCCAGUGGGGGCCCACGGUCUACUGAGCACCAUAGGAAAGCACACACGUAAACAAAGUGUGACGUCAUCAGAGGUUUAUAUAGUUUUGCAUACAUAAUGUAGAAAUUAAUUAUAUGUAGGCUUAAUGUAAAUUUUACUGGCGAGGGUCGGGAUACUGCAGUAAAUAAUUCGAUUUUUAUUAGUUGUAAGUUUUGCUUUGAAAUAAGCGUAAUGAGAUUAAUCAGGACAAAAUAGAUUAUCAUAUUGCGGAUGAGGAAUUUCAAUCAUUGGGGCGUCCUUCACUUUAAAUACUCAAGUUCAGCCAAGUUAUGUGAAAUGUGUACAUUUAAGAAACAUUAUUAUGCCUGAGGGGAGACUGCUUUGUGCCGCUUUUCAAAUUAUUAAUUGCUAUCUGUAAGCUAAAAGAUAACAUUGAUUCAGUUAUAUAUAUAUUUUGAAGAAAAAAAUGUAUGGCCUAUGACGCAUUAAUUUGGGCGUAAGACAUUUUAAGGGCAUUGUUUUAUAUUUGAACUUGUGUUUAUUGAAGAAAACAUAUUUUUGUAAUUUGUGUUUACUGUCAUGCACCUAUAUAGCUUUGUAAAUAAAACCUAUUUGCGCUUUC
Messenger RNA from Patiria miniata (bat star), 2435 nucleotides. RefSeq lists its product as uncharacterized. NCBI's taxonomy places the organism in Eukaryota, Metazoa, Echinodermata, Asteroidea, Valvatida, Asterinidae. The transcript has 4 exons. Gene Ontology annotation, molecular function: copper ion transmembrane transporter activity. Bases 559 to 1464 code for a protein of 301 amino acids. Gene Ontology annotation, biological process: copper ion transmembrane transport. Gene Ontology annotation, cellular component: membrane. The record is from RefSeq and is a predicted model, not a curated record.